AUGAUAUUAGUUUUUUUUAGGAAAAAACGCGAUCUUGUGCAGUCUGAAAAAGUAUUUAAGGCUAAUGUUGCAACACUGCCAGUUGCCAAAACACCGACACGGACUCCAGUGAGGAUAGCAACGCCGAGAGCUGCGCUUACUCCGAAAGCUGCGCCCUCACAGGCGACAAAUGCUGGGAAACGAUCGGAAAUUAUUCGUAAAAUGGAAAAACGGGCAAACAUCGUAAUGAAGAAUAAGGAAGAGCUGAUGAAGGAGAAAGCUGAACGUGCUAAAAGAGGAUAUUACAAUCGUAUGCAGAAGCAGCCGAUGAUUCGCGCUGUGUCCUCUCAGGAUAUUGCUGGGAUUGUGGUUGGACCGUCUGAUCAGAAAGAAGAGCGUUUUCGUGGCAAACGAGGAUGCAGUGGUGCCGAAAAACAAGAUGUUGCUAACAAACGACAAAAGCACGAUGGAUCAGGGCCCAGCGAAACAAAGAGUAGCGUUGCUCGGAAAACGCGCUCCAAGACACCGCAGACGACUGUAACCACAGUGACUGUAGGCGUGGAUGCUCGAGAAGCCAUGGCGAAUAAAGAAGCGAGUAUGAAUUCGCUGCAGUUUGAAGAGGCGCAAAAUGAAGAAGCAGUGCAGACAGGAUGGAGUCUGUGCAGUAAGGUUGAUUCACUGGAUGAAAUGGGAAAGAUUGCAGAAAAAAAUGUUAUCACACCGACGGAAGUGAGGAAGUCAACGCCAUGUCCUCCACGAAAGAAAUCCACCGGCAGUUUGCCAAAAACGCGCGUAGCAGCGAAGAGUGUACGAUCAUUCGCAGAGCAGCAAAAAAAGCCGGCGCAAAAUGGUUUCGAU
Gongylonema pulchrum is the source of this 837-nucleotide messenger RNA. The record is from the annotation of a GenBank genome assembly. NCBI's taxonomy places the organism in Eukaryota, Metazoa, Nematoda, Chromadorea, Rhabditida, Gongylonematidae.